AUGGAAGAGACCGAAGAGGAUGCUGCGCUGAGACCAAACCAUUUUGCUACAACGCUAACUGGUCUACAUUUUGCCACAACCACGUUGAUGACUGUUGUUCUUAGGUGGUUGGGAUAUAUCCAGGCUUCCCAUAUACCAUUGUCUGAGCUUCUGAAAUUCGUUUUGUUUGCAAACUUCUCCAUUGUGGGAAUGAAUGUGAGUUUAAUGUGGAACUCUGUGGGAUUCUAUCAGAUUGCGAAGCUAAUUAUGAUCCCAGUAUCUUGUUUUCUCGAAAUUGUCUUAGACAAUGUGAGAUAUUCAAGGGACACCAAGCUUAGCAUAGUGUUAGUGCUUUUGGGUGUUGCAGUCUGCACUGUUACUGAUGUGAGUGUCAAUGCCAAGGGUUUUGUUGCUGCAUUUGUAGCAGUUUGGGGCACUUCUCUACAGCAAUAUUAUGUACAUUUUCUCCAAAGGAAGUAUUCGCUGGGAUCCUUCAAUCUAUUAGGGCACACUGCACCAGCACAGGCUGCAUCUCUGCUCUUACUAGGUCCCUUUUUGGACUAUUGGCUGACGAAGAAAAGGGUCGACUCCUAUCCAUAUAGUUUCUCGUCUGUGUUUUUCAUAGUCCUGUCAUGUACCAUUGCGAUAGGAACCAAUCUCAGCCAAUUCAUCUGCAUUGGUAGAUUCACAGCAGUGUCAUUCCAAGUGCUUGGCCACAUGAAAACUAUUUUAGUCCUGAUCUUAGGAUUCUUCUUUUUUGGGAAAGAGGGCCUCAAUCUACAUGUAAUUCUAGGGAUGAUCAUUGCAGUGGCUGGAAUGGUUUGGUAUGGCAAUGCCUCAUCUAAGCCUGGAGGAAAAGAGCGGAGAAACUCUACACCAAGCAGCAAACCUGAAAAAGAAAAUGGGUUAUCUCAAUCCAGUGAGCCUGACGAGAAGGUCUAG
Molecule: messenger RNA, 921 nt
Organism: Ilex paraguariensis (yerba mate)
Lineage: Eukaryota; Viridiplantae; Streptophyta; Magnoliopsida; Aquifoliales; Aquifoliaceae
Source: the annotation of a GenBank genome assembly